Messenger RNA from Microcebus murinus (gray mouse lemur), 3198 nucleotides. It is a transcript of the gene DRC11, whose product is annotated as dynein regulatory complex subunit 11. The record is from RefSeq and is a predicted model, not a curated record. Gene Ontology annotation, molecular function: ATP binding; ATP hydrolysis activity. NCBI's taxonomy places the organism in Eukaryota, Metazoa, Chordata, Mammalia, Primates, Cheirogaleidae.
GCCCCCGAGAGGCCGGAGCGCGGUGCGGAGCCCGGGAGCGACGCGGACUCGAACCCUCCUCUCAGGGCCUGCGCGCUCCGGGCCGGCGAAGCGCCUGCGACUGCCGCCUCUCCCCGAGGGGGUGCCCCGGCCCCCGCCCGCCCCCAGAGGAGUGCCCCUCGGCCCCCGGGCGCCCCUGGCGGAGCCCGCACCCCUGCAGCCAGCGGCCCUUCGGAGGGCAGCGGAAGAGUUUCCCAGCGGGCGAGGGAAAGAGGGAAAGUAGCCAGCCAUGUCGAACGCAAUGUAUAAUAAGAUGUGGCAUCAGACCCAAGAAGCCCUCAAUUCUUUGCUUGAUAAAGAGUCUCAGAAGAUGACAGAACCACAAAAAAAUCGAGUUUUCUUCUUCCAAAUGUUAGCCACCUUCUACAUAAAAUAUGUACAGAUCUUUAGAAACCUGGAGACUGUCUAUGACAAGAUGGUCCACCCACAGAAACGAACACUGAUCCGGACGGUACUGGAUGGGGUGAUGGGCCGCAUCCUGGAACUGAAGAAUGAAAUGGUUGAAUUGGAAUUAACCGAGUUUCAUUAUUUUGAUGACAUCUUACAGGAUCUAAAGUUGGCGCCUCAACAGUUAGACAUUCCCAUACCCAAGUACUUUUUGAAGGAGAAGGUGGAAGUGAUAAAAGAAAGAGAGAAAAUCCUUGCUCAGAUAUUGGCCGAGAGUGGAUUAGCUACAAAGGACCUGAAAUAUUCAGCAAAGAGUAUGCCCAUAGAAGAGGCUGUUAAAUUGAUCCAGAUUGCUGAGAGGGCACGGCAAGGUCGCCUACGAGCGCUAUUCAUGAAGCAAAUCUAUCUGCAAGAGUACAGGGCGAAGCUGUCCAAGGCACUCGGUGAGAAAGUGACAGACACCAAGGCCGCUGCACUCUGUAUUCAGAAGAUUUGGCGAGGUUUCCAUCAAUAUAAGAGAACUGAAAAAGAAAGAGAAGAGGAGAUGAUAUUCCUGGGUAUGGACCCACCUCCUUUCUUUAAUCAAGUCAGCACUACAGUAAUCAAGGCCGAAAGGGUGGACCGUCUGCGGGAGGAAAUACAGACAAAGCAUGAAGCGAACUACAAGGCAGCCUUGGUCACCAUCAAGGAUAACCUGAAGUUAACAGAAGGCCCAGACAUCAGAGAGAGCCUUCAGGAGCAGAUCCGGCACUGGUUCAUCGAAUGCAGAAAUUUAACUGGUACAUUUCCUGACUUCCCUGAUGUAGAAGAAGGUGGCUCAGCUCUUAUUUUUUCUAAUAAGACCCCACAACAGGUUAUUGAUGAUAUUAUUGCAAAACAAGAAGAGGAUGAAAGAGGCAAAAAGAAAAAGGGCGAAAAGGGAAAAACCCCCAAGAAAGCCAAGAAAGAGAAGGAAAGGAAAUUAAUGAAGGAAAAGAAGGAAAAGUCAAAGGAAGAAGAGGAGGAGUGGAAAAUGUCACCGAGUGUUUUCUUUCAGACGAUGGAGGAAGGAAAUAACAUAUACAAAGACAUGUGGAUGAAUAAAGACGAAUCUUGGAAUUUCCCUCAAGACUAUGAUCCAGAACUGGUCAAAGAGGAGAAAUGGAAAGAAUUAGAGUCAGAGCUAAGGGUGCAGGUUGAUGAGUUGAUGAGACAAGAACUAAAAAACUUGAAACUAGCUGUGAACAGAGAAAGGGAAUUCCCAGGCAAACCAGGAAAGAAGAAAGAUAAGAAAAAUAAAGGGAAGAAAGGCAAAAAAGGGAAAAAGGACAAAGACCUGACAGCUGACAGGACCAUCGAGUCUCUGUACAGGGAGCUGGUGGAAGAAGGAUUACUGAUCCAGGCUCUGAAAGUCAACCUCUCGGAUUACAUCGGUGAGUACAGCUACCUGGGGACGACUCUUCGCCAGGUGUCCAUAGAGCCCAUGCCUUCCCUGCUGGACGUCAGACAGCUCAUCACGUUGUACGGAAUCUUGCCGUUAGGUUCUGCAGCAGUGCACGCGAAAGCUCCCUUGGUGAAGUCGCUGCUGUUGGUGGGGCCGCCCGGGGUAGGGAAGAAAAUGCUGGUCCACGCCAUCUGUACCGAAACGGGAGCCAACCUCUUCAACUUGUCCUCGCGUAACAUUGCAGGAAAAUACCCCGGCAAAAGUGGCCUCCAAAUGAUGCUGCAUGUGGUCUUCAAGGUGGCUCGGGAGCUCCAGCCCUCCGUGGUGUGGAUCGAAGACACAGAAAAAACCUUUUACAAGAAAGUCCCCCAUGCGGAAAAGAUGAAUGAACCUAAACGCCUGAAAAAACAGCUUCCGAAAAUCCUCAAACUCCUGAAACCAGAUGACAGGAUUCUGAUUGUGGGGACAACACAGCGUCCUUUUGAUGCCGAAAUCCAAUCAUUCUGCAAAGUUUACCAAAAAAUUAUUUUGGUUCCCAGACCGGACUAUGCUUCCAGAUAUGUUUUGUGGAAACAAAUCAUUCAGCGCCAUGGAGGAAUCCUUUCUAAGACCUUGAAUGUCAGCUGCCUGGCAAAGAUCACCGAUGGCUUCACCCAAGGACACAUCGUCGAAGUGGUUAAGGAUGUGCUCACAGAUCGGAGAAUCCGGCAGCAGACUUACAAACCGCUCACCGCAGCCGAGUUCACUGAGGCGAUAACCGGCAUGAGUCCAGUGUACAAAGAGGAAGAAGAGAGCUUCAAGAGCUGGUAUGCCAAAACCCCUCUGGGGAAAAAGCGAGCCUUGGCCUUAACGGGAGACACCACAGAAAAGGCAAAGGAUAAAGGGAAAAAGAAAGAGAAGAAGGGGAAAAAGAAGAGAAAGUAGUGGCUUUCUGAGGACCACGGUUGGGUCUCCCUGGGGGCAGACGGCCGUAGCUCUCCAGAGACGGACUCAGCGCUGCCCGGUGGAGCCCGGGCAGGAGGAACAGAAAUGUGCAGCGGCGAUGCGCGGACUCACCCCCACUGCGUGUGCCAGGUCACGCCGGCGAGCCUGGCACCGUGCCCGUGUCGUAACAAUCGUUUCUGUCGCUUAAUCUACGUCAAGUUUCUAUAUAACUGAAACCCACAACCUUUCCAAGUUGGCUGCUUCAUCUCACCGGUACUCGUUGUCGGAUUUAAGAUGUGAGCGAGACUAUUCUAAUUUGACAACUAUUAAGUCAUGACUAUAUUAUCGGUACACUAGCUUCUUACUAAUCCAUAGACACUGUAUAGUAUCUUGCACACAUUUUAAUAAAUUAAUUAUUUGCUGUA